Manduca sexta (tobacco hornworm) is the source of this 7956-nucleotide messenger RNA. RefSeq lists its product as uncharacterized. NCBI's taxonomy places the organism in Eukaryota, Metazoa, Arthropoda, Insecta, Lepidoptera, Sphingidae. The transcript is spliced from 5 exons. The record is from RefSeq and is a predicted model, not a curated record. Bases 529 to 1332 code for a protein of 267 amino acids.
UGUAGCAACACUAAAUUAAAAACGUCAAAAAAUCCACAAAAAUGCCGCAAUCGCGCCUGUAGAUUUUAUUUUUAUUGUUAUUUGUUUAUUAAUUGUUGUUAUGAAAUACUCGUGAUGAGUGUAACAACCAUAAUUUUAUCUAGUCUUUAAUAUUACGUAUAGGAAACUUGCAAUUCUGGAUUCUUGACAGUUUUAUGGUGCCAUUAGAUGUAAAGUCUAGAGUUGUUAUUUCUUUGUGCUUUGAACGAGGAAAAAACUUGAUUCCUGCGUCAUAUUAUUACAAAAUCGAGUGUCAAUAAAGUUUUGAAGGCUUCCUGAACGGUCUGCUUGUAGCUGCGACGUGUAAAAGUGUCGGGAAGCGGAACAAAUACGCUUGAAUAUUGUCUUUGUGCAGAAACAUAUUUUGUGAUUUUACUAUCGCGCCAAUGGUUCAAUUGCUCAAUAAUCGCUGUGAUGCUCAUUAUUCUAUGGAUAUAGACUCAAAACCGAUGAGAAUGUAAGGAAACGAGCAUAUUUCAACUAUCCAUCAUGUCCACAUUACAAAAUACAGGACCCUGGUCGUUGUCUGACAAACCUUUGGAAUCUAAGUACGAAAAAUGUCGAAACAUCACAGAAGAGAUAUACAAGAGGAUCAAUAUCACUUUCCAGAUCAAAAAAUUGGAGGCAACACAUAGCGAAAUGUCUGAGCACAGUGACCAAAUAGAUAGCAACGAGUUAAGCAACGAGACGGACCUCUUCGCAUGUGACAAGACUGACACAAUAUCGAGCAGUACGGACGACAGGCCAGCUGCGUCAUGCGAGAAGUACAUCAAUAUAAACAACAACGAGGAGACGAAGAAGAAGCUUGAUGUAACGUACAAGAGGCCUAGGAAACGCUUCCGCAAGCGAGUAAAGAAGUCGCAGUCCAAGAGCCAGCGGAGUGAUUCAGACGCGUCCAGCGACGAGGCGCCACUCAGCCGUAUAGUGGAGCUGGACGCGAAGUGCGUCAAGGCCAAUCAGGUCGAGCCGCACAGUGUGAUGGGCGUGCCGAACAUCGUCAUUGUUGCUAAUCUGAAACCGAAACUGUAUACGCCAGAAAAGAAACAGCCCAAGAACACAGAGAAAGCCACAAAAGCCAUAGACACGCCUGCACCGCUAGAGGCGGACAUAGACAAGGGUGAUGCGACAGACUUGUCUAUGAAAAACGAGAAGAGUGCCAACAUAGAGAGUAAACAUUGCACAAUGUGUAGUUUGUCUUUUAAAGGAGAGAGGGGAUUAAGACGCCACAUGGCGAUGUCGCACAUUGUGGAUGGAACAGCACAGAAAACGGAACAACGAGGUAAACCAGCAUAAACGGUAACAAACGUACCGGUUGUCAUUUUUAUGCACCGCACUCUUAAUAAAAUAAUGACCUAUUCCAAAAAUUUUAAUUUGGCGUAAUGGUCGCAAAACUAAUUUCUGUUUAAGACCAUUUUUUUGUAAGUUAAAAAAUUUAAUUUAUUAAAAAUAGGUCAAAAAUGAAACCUAUAGCAUGAUAAAAAAGGAAAAAAACGGUCGCAAACAGAAAUGAGUUUUUUGACGAUUCCCAUAAAUUAACAAUUUUGGAAUAGGUCAUUAUUUUAUUAAGAGUGUCGUAUAUGUGGAUAUUGAGACGGUAAGGAAGUGUUUAUAUGAUUAUCUUGGUUGGAAUAUAUGUAUCACUAAAGCAUUGAUACCUAAAGUCCAGGUGGACCCCCAGGGGUCCACUGUACACUCGACAGAGGUCUAAGUUGGCGGGACCAAGGGGUAAGCGAAGGUUCACGAAAAUGCAUCUGGUUAUAAUAGUAAAGAACUAUAAUGUUGGCUUGACUCCAUCUAUGUAGGCAGAUACUUUUUUAAGAUUAGCGACUGUUAAUGUAAUAACUUGCGUAUUCUGGGGAAUAUGGUAGCAAUUAACUGCAAAGGGUCCACUGGAACGAGUAACAUUUUGAAAGUAAUCUAUGAAAAGAAAAUGUUUUGGGAACUUCUGCACUAAUGAUUGACAAAUUAACAAUCUAUACUAAUAUAAAGUUGAAGAGUUUGUUUGAACGCGCUAAUGUCAGGAAGUAAGGAUGCGAUUUUGAUUUCUUUUUCACUAAUAGGAAGCUAAAUAACUUUUGAGUGCUAUAGGCUACUUUUUAUCCGGAAAAAACUUCUACACGCGGGCGUAGCGGCAGGCAAUAACUAGUGUUACAUAUAAAUGAAAAAAAAAUAACAUUAAAUAAUUUAUUGCAAUUUGGAUACAGCAACAUGUUUAUGUAAAUAUUUGGAAGGUUUGGUGAUUUGUGAUAUAUUGUUUAUUAUUUUCAAUAUCACAGUAAGUUUCAAUAUUAAAGCAUUAUCUGCCUGUUUAUAGUGCAGGAAAUACUAGGCUUGGUGAGGGCAAUACUUAUGCUUAUACCUAGCCAUCUAGGGACAAAAUAGUGAUUUUUUUUUAUUAAAAAGAACGGAUAUUGCGCUAGUCGUAUUACGUUAAUUUUAGAUCUUACAUCAUUUAUAAUUUUGGAGCAUCCCGUAUUUCAAACCCUCGUUCUGUUGUAGUAUUUAAACACUCUGUAUUUACAAUUUUUUUUUAAUUAUACCCACAUAUAAAAGGAAUACAUGCAAACAACUCAAUGCUAUAGCCAUGCUAUUAGGUGACUUUAAAGAAUAUUAACUAAUUGUCCCGGCGAACCGCUAUAUUUUUUCUUCUGUCUCAUUCGCACACUCGUCUGAGAAUUUUAAAUAUUUGCUAUUAUUUUUUUAUAUAUUUGUUUUAAAACAAAUCUUCUGACACUAACACACACAUAAAAUAAAGAUUUUCCCAAUUUGGUGCAGUCAUUUGGAAAUUAUGCGCGUACAAACAUUUCGGUAAUUCAUUUUUAUUUAUAUUAAUUAUGGAAAAAAAUUCAACCGGGAUAAUUAUGUAUGAAGUCUCGUCAAAAUCGUCAAAAUUUUUUGGUCUUAUUGGGCUAUGUGUAGGUUAAAAAAAAAUUCAAAAUGACAACCGGUAACUUUUUUUUAUUUUACAAGUGAAAAAUUUUUGUAGUGUUAAAGCUAGGUGGAAAAUAAGAAAUUUUUAUUGAUAAGUUUAGGUGUGGUGGUAUGUUGUUGGUGGUAUGAUGGUGCUUCUGACGUUUUGUGGUCGAUUUAGACUUUAAAAUCUAGAUCUUAGAAGACCUAGCUGCUGACUAGAAUGAUCUGUCGUGUACUAAAUUGAGUUAUAACAUAUACGGAGUAAUUUUAUUAGAAAAAAGUCUCGCUGAAAAAAAAAGACUCAAAGUGUCUACAGUUAUAAGUGAUAAAAGAAAAAAAAGUCUCAUUUUAAAAAAUUAAAACUAACUUACCCUGAAGUCAUGUUUGAGAAAAAAGUCUCAUAUUGAAAAUAAAAAAAAAUACCUUGGAUAUUUUUACUCCUUAUCCAGGCGUCGAAAACUGGUAAAGUUUGUUCACAAUUCAUUGAAAUUAAUGACUUAAAAAAAAUGAGUUCAUCUAAAAUGAGACCACAAAACGAAAGAGGCAUCUGGCAUGGCAGGGUCAAAAUAUCUGUGAUCAGAAUGGCAAAAUGUGAUUGUAGUGUUAUUAUCGUGGGAUUGGAAGGAUUGCGUGGAAUUUGCGUUUGCAAAAAAGAAUACACGUGAUUUAUUACUUUUACUGUUCACAGUUGGAAAAGAUUUUUUAUUUAUUAUAUAGUUAAAAUGGUAUUCAGAGGAUCACGAAGUUUUCUUUACAAAAAAAAGAAAUAUUACUUGGUACUUUGGUUAUUUUAUAAAAAACAGACUUGGCCCUUAUUUUAUAGUAAAAAUGUGUAUGGUAUUCAGAGUAACGCGAAAUUAAAAAAAAAAAUAUCUUGCGAUACCUUACUUAUGAAAACAAAAGAUAAAACUUGGCUCUAAAUUUCAUGAUUCCUGGUACUACUUGCUUUGGGGAAGAAAAAAAAAACAAUAAGGAAUAAGAUCCGAAUGUACUUUUUUUUGUAGACGCGAAUCAUCGGUGUGGUGUUUUUAAAAAAAUGUUUCGGCCGAUAUUGAGUACAAAAUUUUUAAAGAAAAAAAAUGUCUUUUUAAAAUUUUUCCCUUAGAAAUUCAUAUUAGGUAUAUUAAUGUUAAGGUUUUUUGGACAUAGUCGUUAAUUUAUGCCGUUCAUGAUGGAGGGGAGGGUGGGGAAAAAUGGAAGUAAAGAUAGGUUGUGGUGUUGCAACUUUAAAAACUUGUUUUUUUUUUUACUUCAAAUGGGUGUUUAGUUUAUAAAACUGAGCAUUUCUGUAUUAUUUAUAUAUAUUUCAAUAAAAAAAAUAUAUUUUAUUAGGAUUACAAAAUUUGUUAACACAUUAUUUUUCAUAAGCUACGGAAUGGUAAAAUAUUUUUUUACAGUUGCAACACUACUGAGAUGAGAUGUUUAAGUAUGUUCCUAGAGCGAGAUUUUCUGAUAAUUGCGUCGUAAGUCAUUAAAUAUACAAAACAAAAUAGCUUUUAUUGACAAUUAUAAUAAACAGUUAAUUAUAACAAAUUAUAAUUUAUGUUUCGAGUUGUCAAACGAUAUAAUCCAUUGGAGGUACUAUAUCAUUUUUUACUAAAGCCACGAGUAUGGAAUACCUUGCGCUAGGAGCAUAUAACAAUAGGUAUAGAGAAUGGACUGUAUCAAUCGGUCGUUGGCUAAAAAUACCAGUGGCGAAUGGUCCCUUUCGUAACUUAUGUAAAAUCUAAUUAUCAUUGGAACAAUUUGCAGCCCGCAUUUAUGCAUAGUACCUAUAUGUUUUUGCCCUUUCACAAAAUGUCACACUUCGCCACUGAAAAAGAGACUGAAAGAGAGCUCAUGCGAGUAGUUGUCUCCUAAAAUUCUAUUAGAUUAUUUGUCGUAUUUUUUUUUUUAUGUUUUUGCAUAAACAAUCCCCCUUAUUCAUAGACGUUAUUUAUCUAAGGACGGAGCAUUGCUGUGAUAACAAGUCUGUUUCUCAGUGCUGACGGCAUGACAGCUUUCGCACUGCGUCGACAUAGGGCCGUUAUGAUUGGCUAAUCUUGAGAUACAACUUAAAUCUAGUUAGCUGUCAGAUAAACAAAGCUGAACAAAGAGCAAGCUGUCAGAUAAACAAAGCUGAGAAACAGAAUUGUUAUCACAGCAAUGCUCCGUCCUUAGAUAAAUAACGUUUAUGAAUAAGGGGUGAUGCCGUUAUACAAAGAAAAGUGACGUGUAUUCGCUGAGACUUUGUCUCUACACUGGUAAAUUUUGUAAAGUUUUCGAUCAGUACAUUCUCUAUGUCUUUUUUAAUUUGACGGUUAGAGGUGUUUACGAAAGAUUGUUCGAUAUUUAAAUUUCGAGUUUUUUUUUUUUCAAUUAGUUUUUGCGUCACCUAACUUUCGUUUGAUGUAUUAUGGCGGACUGUUUCGAGGUGUUACGUUAUAAAGAUUUUUUUUUUAUUACGGUAAGGGUGUGCAAUAUCGAAACUGUUUUUAGUGGAUAAAUUGAAAAAGAUCGGUCUUUGAAAAAUGGUUAGAUAUAUUUUUACAAAAAAAAUAUCGUUUUUGCGUUAGGGAUCGUGGAUACCCUACCAUUUUGGAUGUAGGAGUGCUAAAGAGUUUUUAUUGGCUUUUAAAGCGCAGGAAAAUCCCGUAAGAAUGUAAUUCUUUAGGGAUUAGGGAUAGGAAAGGAUAAGGAUACUCUUUAACAGUGUUGAACUUUACUAAUGCGAGGCUCUAAGCGGUAAACAUUUGCUAGGUUUUUUUGCCCGAUUGCCGAAGGAGGGUAAUGUUUUUUUAUGUUCCUUGAUGGAUCAUGAUGUUUAGAUACUAAAUUUGAUUUUUUCAAAAAAAAAAAAACUCUUUAAAAACAAUAAAUACCACCCAAAAGGGAUUUAAAAUCAAUUUAGGGUGUUUUUUUAAAUGUAAAGAAAAAAAUCCAAAAGGUACUAAGUGAGCACAUUUUAUGGCGGUAAAAAUAUUUUUUUUUAAUAAAGAAAAAUAAUGAUCAUAUUUUUUAAUAAAAAAUAUUCUUCAAGAAAAAAAAUGAAUGUAAACAAUUUUGGAUUUAUAAAAUGGAUUUCAUACCUACCUACCAAGGUAAAAAAUGUGCCUAUCUCACAAAGUGAGAUAAAAAAGGAAAUAAUUGCGUGGCUUAAAGUAGUAACACUUGGUGUAUUUUAAAGAAGAAACAAACGAUAGAUUGAGCUACUUAGAAGCUUAUUUUGUAAGGCGUAGGCUUCAAAAUUGAUUACCUAAUAACCUCUAAAAACAGUUUCGAAAAAAAAUCUAUUACUUUAUGUAUAUUUUUGUUUUUUUUUGUAAUUUUUUUAUUUCAUAUGGUGCUAAGUUUUAUUAAAGAUAUAAAUUUAAUAAAUAUAACAUUUAAGUAGUUUAUAGUUAAAUAUGGCAAAUGGAAGAUCUUUUAAAUGAACUAGUCAAUGGAAAUUCGCUAUAAAGUGUAUUUUGAGAAAAAUAAAUGUUCCUAAACCAUCACUGGAGUUAAAGUUGGUUGGUUACGCUUAGAUAUGUAUUAGGGGCCUACGUUUCAUAGUUAUACGAUGCUUUAUCUCGCUUCCUCUAAGGGCAAAUGUCAUUCAACAGAGCGAGACAGAACAGUGAAUAACUUAGAAACGAGUACAACUUAUUAGUAAGGCUGUUAAUCUGUUAACACUGCUAUGUCGCGUACAAGUUUUUAUACGAUUUUGGACCUUAUUGAAACGUCUAAAAACUUCAUUUGAAUUUUUUGUCCCGAUACUGAAAUUUGUAUUGUCAAAGAAUAUUAACUAUGUUAUUAUAAAUUCUUUUGUAUUCUUUUUGUUAUAUAUAUCUUUGCGUACAACCAACUGUACAUACUUGCCAUACGACAACCAGUGAUUACAAUUGUUUUUAAACAUAUCAACGUAACGAAAUUUUUCGAUGGAAUAUAAAAAAAAAGAAAAUGUGGGACGGAGCGGAAAAAAACGGCAACAAAAUUUUAUUAUAAUAAUAAAUGUCUUUUCUCAGAUUAAUUGAUAAAUAAGGCGUUUAUUUCGUAAAAAAAAGGAAUAAAUUCUACAAUCACCUUUGUUGAUUUAUGUUUUCGCCGUUUUCAUGAUCAGUUUAGUUUUUUUUUAUUGAUUUAAUUAUUGAGGGACAUUUAUUGUGCCUUUUUUUUUAUAAGAUACGUUUUUUUUUUAUUUUUAGGUAUUCUUUUUGCAUUAAUUAUAGUGAGGAUAAAAAUCAAUACCCUGUAUUUGAAUAUAUUUUCGGUAAUAUAAUGAUUUGAACGCUUUGCCCCCAUACUUUUAAUUAUAAAUACGCAUUUAACAAUUAAAAACGAGUUUCGCGCUCUUUUUUCGCAUUUCGCAAAUGUUUGAUUCUGAAUUUAAAUGCAUAAUUUUUUAUUGUUGCUAAAACAAUGGCUUGUUUACCCGUUUUUUAAAUUUCGAAUUAAAUUCGAAUUUAGAAUCAUUCAUUACGCAUUGUUACAUGGGGCCAACAAUUGAAAAAAUAUAUUUGUCUUCCCAUUACGGUUAUGGCCCCUUUGUUGAAAUGAUCUCUGCGCGUGUCAUUUGUCUUGGUGCAAUUUUUGUUGCCAUAUGUUGUAUCUUUAUGUUUAAUUAUAUUUGAGUACACGUUCGUGCAAUCUUGUAUUUUGCUCAUAAGUGCGAUGUUUGUGUGGCGAAUGUGGAUUACGGCUUUUUUUUUAUUUUAUAUUCAUUACGUAAUUUGAAUAUGAAUUGCGAGGUAUUAUUGUUAAAAAAAAAACACUUUUUUACUGAAUUUUUUGGAGUCGUGAAAAACAAUUUGCGUUAUAUUGCAAUGUUUUCAUUUUAAUUCCCUAUUAUCAAAGCUUUGAUUUUUAUUUUAAAAAUACAUAUUAGCAACUUUCGCAUUCGCAAUACACAUUCGUCACAUCGCUUCGUUUAGUAUAUGUUUUGAAGUACAGCGAGUGGAUUUAAAGUGGAUAUAUAUAUGUUCCUGUAUGUGCGAGUAUUGUUUAUGUUUAUUUAAGAUAUUGUUAAAUAAAACGUGACUAGUC